This is a messenger RNA of Megalops cyprinoides (Indo-Pacific tarpon), 5488 nucleotides long. RefSeq lists its product as uncharacterized. NCBI's taxonomy places the organism in Eukaryota, Metazoa, Chordata, Actinopteri, Elopiformes, Megalopidae. Bases 268 to 5379 code for a protein of 1703 amino acids. Gene Ontology annotation, biological process: positive regulation of calcineurin-NFAT signaling cascade. The transcript has 2 exons. Gene Ontology annotation, cellular component: Z disc. The record is from RefSeq and is a predicted model, not a curated record.
CCAAAGAAGGAUAGAAUCAGUCUUACACCGGAAGUAUCAAAGUCAACAGAAUUUACUAAAAAAGAGACUAUUUCAGUUAAGGAAACCCACACAGCUGAACUGGCAGUGCAUACAACAAGAGGGAAAGAAGAGUCUAAAAGUAAUGAAAACAAAGAAAAAGCUAAUGCUGGAUCUGAAGUACUUGUAUCAACAGAGAAGGAGCUGGCACAAAAUAAUAUUGUUGGCCUUAAAGGUCAUCAAGUUAAACUGGAAACUCCAACAAAGAGAAUGAAUGAACCAGCUGAAAAAGAGCAAAUUGCAAACACAGAGAAAAUAAGUGUGAGGCAGGCGGAACUGUCACCAACAGCACAUACUAAAACUGAAGCUGUUGCAGGCAAUGGAAAUAACCAGCUUAAACAUGGACUUGAAUGCAAGAUUACUGACAAUGUUAAGCAGGAAGUGGCUCAACCAGGAGAGAAAGAAACUAUUAAGAAAGAGAUUGUAGCAGUCAGUGACAAUCACAAGGGUAAACAGGAAGUACUUCCAAUAAAAGAGAAAGAAAAAUCUAAACAUGCACUAGCAACCAAAGACAUGGUCGCUGUUCAACAGGAAGCAUUCAUGUCAAAAGGGAAAGAGGAUAUUCAAAAGGAAACAGCUGCUCUCUGUGAAAAUCACCAUGGCAAACAAGAUGCUACAGCAAGGAGAAAGCAAGGACCUCCUGACAGCUAUGCACAUGCAGACAAAAAUAGCAUAAAUGUGAGAAGGGAAGAACAACCAUCAACACCACCCACAAAAUCAGAGGCUAAUGCAGUCAUAGAAAGUCACCAGGCUCAACACGAGCUUGCGAAGAAAGACGGAAUGAGUGUCACACAAAAAAUGUCUCCAUCAGGGGAGAGAGAACAUGUUAAGACCAAAACUGGUGAAAAUCACCUGACCAGACAGGAAGUACAUGUAGCAGAAGAGGAAGGAGAUGCUAAAAAUCAGCAACUCAUUGCAAACAAAGAAAGAGAUAAGGUUAAAAAAGAGGCACCUCCAUCAAAGGAGAAAGAAACUCAACACCUACAGUCUGUAUUUGAACACCACCAACCUUUACCUGUGGCGGGUAGGGCAGGAGGCAAGGAUGACUUGAAAUCACUACUGAAAGUAGAACAUGUUGCCAAAGAAACUGUUUCAGACGAUCAAAAUGUCCACUGUAAGCAGGAAGUACUUGCAAUGAGUGAAAAACAACAUGCUCAGGGUGAGAUGAUUGCUUUUGAUGAAACUCACCAAGUUAAACUGGAUGUGCUUUCAAGGCGGAGAAAGGAGAAAGCUGAGAAAUAUGCGCGUGCGAACAUGGACACAAUACCUGUAACACGGCAUGAACAUCCACCAAUGCCACCAACUGAAACUGAAGCUAUGUUAGCCAAUGAAAUUCCCAAAGUUAAACAUGAAGUUCCAAAGGAAGACAAAAGCAGUGCUGUACCUGAAAUGCUUCAAGGGGACAAGGGAAAUACCAAGAAUGAAACUGUCACAGUCAAUGAAAGUAUCAUUGGUAAAGAAGCAUGUGUUACAGGAGAUAGAGUAGAUGCUAUAAAGGAUUUACAGGUUAACAAAGGAAAUGUCACACAGGAGACAUCCAUGGUUGGCAUGAAUGAAAAUCAACAGACCAAAUAUUCAUUCGUGAACAAAGAGAAAGGUGGAGUCAGACUGGAUGCACUUCCAUCGUUGCAGAAUAUUAGAAAAGAACCUGUUGCAGUCAGUGAAAGUCAGCAGGUUGAAAGGGAAGCACUGGCAACAAUUAAGAAACAAAAUUCAACAAAUUUUGUAGCAGCCAGCAAUGAAAGAGGCAAGGUGAGAGCAGAGGUGCUUCCUUUGAAAGAGAACAAGAGCUCCCAUGCUGAAAUAGCUACAAAUAAUAGAAGUUAUAAGGCUAAACAAGGUUCACCUGAACUACAAGGUAGAGGGAAUGUUGACAGGGAUGUUCAUGCAACCACUCAUAAACUUGGUGACAAACAAGAAGCAAUUACUUCAAGGGAGGUGGAAGAUGAUAAAAAGGAAGUUGCCAGAAAAGAAAAUGAAAGUGCUAGAAUGCAAAUGAACACAGCAAAGGACAGGGAAUUUGCUAAAAGGGACACAAUUUCAACAGAGAGAGUCAGUGUUGGAAAGGAUGCACAGGCAAUCCAAGAGAAGGAGGCCCCUGGAAAUGCAGGUGAAGGGAAAGGAGAUACUAUGCUACAUAACUUUACAGAAAUGGACAGAGACAACACCAAAAACAAAGAAUGUGCAGUCAAAGAAAGGAACAGUAUUAAACAGGAAUUACUAGUAACAAAAGGAGGCAUUAAACAGGAAGUACUUGAAUCACAGGAGAAGGAACUCAUAAGAAAGGGCGAUUUUGCAGAUAAAGGAAAUGGUGGUCUCACAUCGGGAAACUUCAAAACAAAAGACAGAGAUGAUACUGAAAACAAAGAAUAUGUGGUUCAAGAGAGGGAUGGUAAUAAACAGAAAUUUAUAGAGACAAAAGAUCAUGACAAACAGGAAGAGAAGGAACCAAAAGAGAAGGAACUCAUUAGAAGUAGUAAUUUUGCAGGUAAAAGAAAAGAUGAUACUAAAUUGGGUAACCUUACAACAAUAGGCAGAGAGGAUAUCAGAAACAAAGAAUAUGCAGUCAAAGAAAGGGAUGAAGUUAAACCUGAGGACCUUGUAAGAAAAUACCAAGUCGUGACUGAAAAUGUUUAUUCAAUCAAUGAAAAAGACCAUAGAAAACAAGUAGCCACUGAAGCAACAAAAUCUGCUAAACAGGAACUGAUUGCAAGAAAUUACCAAGACCUUUCUAAAAAUGUAAUCACAGACCAUGCUACAAGAGAAGGUAUUGCAGCAAAAGAAAAAGCCCAACCUAAACAGGAAAUACUGGUAACAAAAGAGAGAGAACCAAUAAAAAAUGAGAUUUUCGCACACCAUGCUAAAGAUCACACUACAUUGCAUAGCCUAUCAACAAAAGAUACAGAUGGCAUCAGAAACAAACAAUUUGCAGAAAAAGAACCUUCUAAACAGGUAGCAAGUGCAACAAAAGAAAAAGAUUUAGCUAAACAGGAAGUAAUUGUAUCAAAAGGAGAUGUUAAACAGGAAGUAUGUACAAUAAAAGGAAUAUUACAUGUUAAACCAGAGGUUCUUUCAGUAAAAGAAAAGGUACAUAGAAAUCCAGAGUCAUUUGCUACAACAGACCAGGCUAAAGGUCUCAGCAGAAAGGAAGUAGUAGUUCCAGGCAAACAAGGUCACUAUGUUAAACAUGUAGCGUUUGCCUCUGAUGAAAAAGACAGCUCACUCAAAGAAAUGUUUGCCCCCAAGGGAAACAGCAAAGACAAAAUGGAAGUUACAAAUAAACAAAGUGAAAUGAAGGCUUUAUCAAUGCCGAGGGAAAGAGAGAAGGAGAUGCUUGCAAUGAGAGAACACAAAGCUAAAGUGAAGGCAGCUGCAAGACAAGAGCUACCCUUCCCCAAACAGGAAGUAGUUCCAAGACAUGACCGUGCCAAUCCUGCAGUGCUCACCACCAAAGAAAAGAAUGUGAGAUACGAAUUCCUUGCUACAGAAGGAAAAGAGAAUGCCAGAACAGAAGCAUUAGAAAAUAAGGAAAAAAUGCAGAUGGUUACAAAAGAUAGGCAAAAUCAUAAUGUCAGUGACAGAAGUACUCGUGAACUCCGCAAUCAACAUCCAGCAGCCACCUUACCCUUGCAGGUCAAUGGUAGGAGAGGAACUCCUGGUUUCUCAAAGCAACCAGUUCAUGCUGAUGAGCCCACAAAGGAAUCCUAUUUAACAGUAGGAGGUACCCCACAAUAUCUGGAACAAGAUUCCUCAGAAUAUCCAUCCUUGAGGAAUAUGCGUAGUGCAGUGGAUAAGAAGGCAGAGCAAAAGAAUAUGCCAGAUGACAAUAAGAAGGACAUGGGGCAGACAGAAGUAUUACAAUAUUAUGCAAUCAGUGGCAGCCAUGAAAAUGAGACAGAAAUUAGAGGCAGACCAGUACCUUCAGUUCAAGGGCAGGAGAGGGUGCCGAGUAAGGUGGAAAGUGAGUUGCCUCGUGGUGAGGUGGAGGAAGCUGGGCGGGCCCAGAGCCCAGCGGACUACGUCAAGAGUCACACGCCCACGCCACGAUCCAACUCCUCCUCGCCGUCUCCGGGGAAGCCAGUCUUAUUCAAAGUGAAGGACAACACCUUCAGGGCGUCCCCAGUGACAAAGACAGUGAAACCACGUCUACAUAAGAUGUUUCCUGAGGACUCCAGGCUCGGCUCCUCCAGGGAGAGCUUGACUGGCUCAGAGAAGGGCGAAGGUGAACGUGACCACCCGAAAGAAUGCACCGAAGCUCCCCUUCUCCACAGCCCUGCAAUCGCGUCAACCCGAGUGCAGCGGAUGAGAUCGCACAGUGCCAUCCCCACUACGGAGUUUAUCACUGCAAGGGAACCAAGGGGCUAUCACAGGAGAAAUCCACUCCUGGACGAUGAUGACACCAACUCAGUCAUCAGUGCAAUGUCGGAGGACAUUGACAGUUUUGCAACAAGCAUAGGGGGCCUGACAGACGGGAGGGUCUCCAGUUCUGUGUACUUGGAGGACCCAUGUGAAAGGCCAGACUCAGCCUGCAGUUUCAAUGACACAAGGCCUCUUGGCAAACCGCCAGCUGUACCACCAAAGAGCGAAAAGGCCCUUCGCCGCGCAAAGAGGCUGACAACCAGGAGAAUCAAAAAGGCAGAGGCUAAAGCCAAUCCUGAGGGCGUGAGUGAAGCUGAGGAGAAACCCAUUCGCACUGUUGCCAGCAUGCCCGCGUCCCCCACUGACGUCUUUCUGUCCCAGCGCCCUGUGCACGGCCCGCCACUAGCGCCCCACUACCAUAUUGAGCCCGGCUACGUCCCCCGUGCCACGAACGUUGUCCCGCAGUCCUUCCCUAUGACCCAGAGGAAGCUCCUGCAGGACCCCAACUCAGGGCAGUACUUUGUGGUCGACAUGCCCGUGCAGGUGAAGACAAAAAUGUUUUUCGAUCCUGAAACGGGGAAGUACAUUCAGCUGUCAGUGCGUCAGUCGCCCGAGGGGAACCUGUCAAACGCGUCAUCGAUGGAGGUCCUCAACCCUCCUUACAUGCUCUACCCUGGGUUUUUGCCAGUGCCCACCUCUUCCUUGCCACCGCUCAGGUCAACGUCCCAGAUGUCAGCCCCUGCGUCUCUCAUGGAGGAUCAGGAAAAGUAUGGCGACCCCUGGAGGCAGGAGGCUUAUCGACAAAACUGCAACAGAGAGACACAGCCAUACAUUGAGCCUGUGUCACAUGAUCAGCAGGCAAAGGAACCCUCGUAUGGCAAAGGGAAAGGCAGCGAAAGUCCUAGAAACCUUGACAUUAUACCAAUGAGUGAACUGGAGGAUUUUGCAGUAGAAAGCAUGUGAUUUCAUUGCUGUUGCCUGAAGUGCCUUGUUUUCAAGCUUUUACAACAACAUGAAAGACUGAAAGAAAUAUAACUACAGUAUAUAUAUAUAUAUAUGUAUAUACACAAAA